GAGUAAGUUUUUCCUAUUUUCAUGUGGAGUACCUGAAGGCAUCGCAGAAUUCCUCCGUUCACCUUAUGCAGCUCAAUGUUACCGUCUGUAUUAUUGCUCUGCUGUUUUCAUGGAUAAAGAAUCCAUAUUACAACAAGACCUUGUUGUGGUUCCUUCCUUAACAUAAGUUACCACAUAUUUUUGGCGACGAGGUAAACCGGUGUCGUGCGUCCCGGCACCCCGUUUUGUUGUGUUUUUAGCAGAAGCUAGGCUAAAGAGUGCUAGUUAGCUAGGCGGCUACAUGAGUGACGAGGACGGUGAGGAGCCUCGCGUUCAGAUGGCUACUUUUGGGACAGUCGGUGAAUUCGUGGAGGGGGACGAAGACUGGACUGAGUAUGAGGAGAGGUUGGGACACUUUUUCUCUGCAAAUGGAAUUACAGAAGAGGCUAAGAGGCGCUCUAUUCUUCUGAGUGCGUGUGGAGCAAAGACUUAUAAGCUGAUAAGGAACUUGGCGACACCGCGGAAACCAGGGGACAUUCCAUACGAUGAACUGGUCCAGCUCGUGGGAAACCACCACAACCCAAGGCCUUCUGAGAUAUUACAAAGGUUUAAAUUCCACAGCCACUUCAGGAAGCCAGGUCAGUCUGUUGCAAAUUUUGUAGCAGAGCUGCGGCAGCUGUCUGAACAUUGUCAUUUCGGAGCAGUGUUGGAUGACAUGCUCCGUGAUAGACUGGUGUGCGGCAUAAGUAAUGACGCCAUUCAACGCCGCCUGCUGGGGGAAACCCCACCUUUGACUUUUAAGAAAGCCCUAGAAAUUUCCCAGGGCAUGGAAAUGGCUGCUAAUGACACUAAGGAUAUCCAAAAAGGACAUGUUGGAUCACAGUCAGCAGCAGUGCAUCACAUCAGGAAAGAGCCUGGUAAAUAUGCCAAACGGGUGGAAUGUUUUCGGUGUGGAGGUGCACACUAUGCAAAUGACUGUAAAUUUAAAGAGGCUGUCUGUCAUGCAUGUAAUAAGAAAGGACAUUUAGCUAAAAAGUGCAGAAGCUCAAAGGGAAAGUCAAGGCCGGGGCAAGGAAAAGCUCCACAGGCUCAGGCAGCCACGCAUCACCUGGAGGGAGACAUUGAGGACGCAGUGUGCUCCUACAACAUGUUCGGAGUGGAAACAGAUGAGGAACCGCCUGAACCAUAUUAUGCUACGAUCACUGUGGAGGGGCAGGACAUUAAGUUUGAGAUUGAUUCAGGGGCGACUGCAUCUGUCAUCAGUGAAGAGACCUACAGAAAGACAUGGGGAUCUAACUUACCUCCUAUCAGCAAGUCAAAGAUCAGACUCAGGACGUACACAGGACAGCCAAUACCUCAUUUGGGUGUGCUAUAUGUGGACAUUGCAGCUGAGGGUCAGAAAGCUAGAGCCAGGCUGGUGAUAGCUGAAGGCAGGGGGCCCAGUCUUUUAGGUCGUGAUAUUCUGCGCAAAAUUAGACUGAAUUGGCAUGACAUUAAAUAUGCAAACACAACAGAGGACAUUCUAAGACGGUAUAGUGACGUUUUCAGAGACGAGCUGGGCACACUAAAGGGCGUGACAGUGAACCUUCAUGUCGACCCAGAGGCCCCGCCACGUUUCUUUAAGCCCAGGGCAGUGCCCUAUGCCAUGAAAGACAAAGUGGAGCAGGAGCUGGACCGUCUGCAGAGGCAAGGCAUCAUCGAGCCUGUUCAGUUUUCCAGAUGGGCUGCCCCUAUUGUCCCAGUGUUAAAGGAGGACAAAACUGCGCGAAUAUGUGGCGACUACAAACUCACAGUCAAUCAAGUCGCUAAACUGGAGGAAUACCCAUUGCCACGGGUGGACGACCUGUUUGCAACCCUGUCCGGAGGUAAGCUGUUCACAAAGCUUGACAUGAGCCAUGCUUACCAACAGUUGCUGCUCGACGAAGAUUCGAAAGAGUAUGUCACUAUCAACACCCACAAGGGGUUAUUCAAAUACAACCGCCUGGUGUUUGGAGUGGCGUCAAGCCCCGCCAUUUUCCAAAGGACAAUGGACAGUUUGUUGCAGGGGAUCCCGCACGUAGCAGUGUACUUAGAUGACAUUUUGAUCACUGGGGCCACAGAGCAGGGGCAUCUGGCUAACUUGGAGCAGGUGCUGAAGAAGCUCUCAGACGCAGGACUGCGUUUGAAACGCAGUAAAUGUGUGUUCCUGGUGCCCAGUGUGACCUACUUGGGGCAUAAGAUCACUGCUGAGGGGCUCUGUCCUCUGGAGGAUAAAGUAAGAGCUAUCAAGGAAGCCCCAAGUCCUAAGAGUGUCACUGAACUGAGAUCUUUCUUGGGCAUGGUCAACUAUUAUGGAAAAUUUCUGCCUGACCUCUCUCAGGUUUUGUCUCCACUGUACAAGUUGCUACACUCUGAUGUUAAGUGGCAGUGGAGCAAAGAGCAGGAGAACGCUUUCAGUGAAGUCAAAGAGCUCCUUCAUUCUGCAAAGGUGCUGGUCCACUAUGACCCUGAUAAGGAGAUCACCCUUUCAUGUGACGCUUCGCCUUAUGGAGUCGGAGCGGUGCUUUCACAUGUUGUGGAGGAUGGCUCAGAGAAGCCGAUUGCUUUCGCUUCACGUACCCUGACAGCAGCUGAGAAGGGAUAUUCUCAGAUCGACAAGGAAGGUCUGGCCAUUGUGUUUGCAGUGAAGCGUUUUCAUCAGUACCUGUAUGGACGCUCAUUUACAAUUUAUACAGAUCAUAAACCACUGAUGAGCCUGUUCAGCGAGACCAGUUGCAUCCCUUCAAUGGCCUCAGCACGGAUCCAGCGCUGGGCUCUGACAUUGUCAGCCUACCAGUAUACUAUAAUAUACAAGCCUGGUAAGGAUAACGCAAAUGCUGACGCACUGAGUCGUCUUCCAUUGCCGGAGACACCUGUGUCAACUUAUGUUCCUCCAGAGACUGUGUUUUCUUUGGAGAUGUUGUCAGAGACACCUGUGAAAGCAGCUCAGAUUAAACAGUGGACGGAGAGGGACCCAGUUCUGUCGCAGGUCAAGAUUUUCCUGCUACAAGGAUGGCCCAGGGUCGUGGACAAUGAGGACCUGAGACCAUAUGCCACCCGCAAGUCAGAACUAAGUCUGCAGGACGGCUGCGUUUUCUGGGGGUCAAGAGUCAUCGUACCUCCUCCGGGUCGCUCACAGAUCGUCGAGGAACUGCAUGAGAGUCAUCCAGGUGUGUCUCGCAUGAAAAGUCUGGCACGAUCCUAUAUCUGGUGGCCAAGAAUGGACCAGGAUUUGGAGAACAGGGUAAAAUCGUGCACACAAUGCCAGACCAAUCAGAAAAUGUCACCACCAGCCCCCUUGCACCCAUGGGAGUGGCCAGACCGCCCCUGGUCAAGGUUGCAUUUGGACUUUGCAGGUCCUUUUUUGGGCCAGAUGUUUCUUGUCUUGGUGGAUGCACACUCUAAAUGGAUAGAUGCCCACAUCAUGAGCAACAUCACAGCCCCAAUGACUAUAGACAAACUCAGACAAGUGUUUUCCAUCCAUGGUUUGCCUGAUUCGCUGGUCACUGAUAAUGGCCCGACUUUCACAAGUGAGCUGUUCAGUGAGUUUAUGCAACAGAAUGGAAUUCAGCACAUCCGGACAGCUCCAUUUCACCCCGCCUCAAAUGGUUUGGCAGAGCGGGCUGUUCAAACAGUGAAAGAUGGCCUGAAGCGGAUGACAGGGGACUCCCUCAGUGUAAGACUGUCACGUUUCCUGUUUAAAUACCGCCUCACGCCACACACUACAACUGCUUGCUCUCCAGCAGAAAUGCUGAUGGGUCGUAGGCCAAAGUCACGGCUGGAUCUCCUGCGCCCAGACAUAGAGGCAAAGCAAGCAAAGCAGAAGGAGGGACAUGAUCAUCAUGCCAGGGAGAGACAGCUCAUGCCAGAGGACCGGGUCUAUGUGAAAAACUUCAGCAGUAACAGCACCCAGCAAUGGUUGCCUGGAGUUAUCCUUAAGAAGAGUGGUCCUGUCUCUUACGUAGUUAAGCUGACGGAUGGACGAGUGUUUCGCAGACAUCAGGAUCAUGUGCGCCUGUGUCAUGAUACAGGCUCAGAGACAGACAUGGAUUUUCCGGUGGUGGGACAGCCCACUGCGGGAGAGAGUCCACCAGUAGCUGUGUCGGAGAUGGGUAGUCGGGUUGAGUUGUCUGUGCCCACAGGAGAAGCUGGACUGCCACACACAGACACUCAAACCCCUUUGUGUCCCACUUUGCCAGGUCCAUUUAAGCCUGCCUCACCAGUGAAGCCUGCAGGGUCGCCAUGUGUUAUGCGCCGAUCGCAGCGCACACGCAAACCUCCUGAAAGACUGAAUGUUUGA
Messenger RNA from Notolabrus celidotus (New Zealand spotty), 4297 nucleotides. RefSeq lists its product as uncharacterized. Bases 281 to 4297 code for a protein of 1338 amino acids. The record is from RefSeq and is a predicted model, not a curated record. NCBI's taxonomy places the organism in Eukaryota, Metazoa, Chordata, Actinopteri, Labriformes, Labridae. Gene Ontology annotation, molecular function: nucleic acid binding; aspartic-type endopeptidase activity; zinc ion binding. The transcript has a single exon. Gene Ontology annotation, biological process: proteolysis; DNA integration.